AGAAAAACAAAUGCACACAACACACACACACACACACACACACAUCCUCUGUGCAUAGGAAGCACCUAAGUUAGACAGAGAGAAAGACAUACAGUGAAGAGUGUGUUUUGAGCUCUGAAGUCUGAGCAAGAUGAAGUGGAAAAUUUUGAUCUUUCAUUUUACCUGCUUGCUGAUGCAGAAGUUGGUCUCUGGCCAAGACAAAGAUGGCGAAAUCAGUAUGACAAAGAUAUCUAAUCUCUUUGUCUUCAAGUGCACUAAUGGCGAAUUUAAAUAUCAAAAUGAGACUACAUCUCCUGAGCUCAAGUUAAUCUACGAAGAGAAAGAUUCUAAAGAGUAUAUGUGUGUGAAAAGUGGAGACCCGCAAACUCCACUUUCAACUAUUUUGGUUAAAUUCAGAACUUGUGACAACUGUAUCGAGCUGGACGCACCUUCCCUGAGUGCGAUCAUUGUGGGGAACCUUGUGGCCACCUUUCUCAUUGCCUUUGCAGUUUAUAGCAUUACUAGACAACCCAAAGGCAGAAACUUUACUGGCAACAAAGCAUCAGAUAAAGUAAAUCUACUCCCCAAUGGUGAAGGAGACACUUAUCAGCCACUGACGCCAGGUCAGAAUUCCGAGUACAGCAGGCUGGAUGGUGUCCGAAAGAAAUGAUCUUCAUCAUAAAUUUCAUAGGGUGCCAACUUUAAAUUCAAGUUUGUUUCAACCGGAAAAGGGAACUCCAAUGUUUGUUUGUACUAAAAAACCUCUUAUAUGUAUGCAAACUAUUUUUACACAUUAAUAUAAUAGUUAAUCAGUAGCUCAGAUAAAAAAAAUGUUAACCUGGUUAAUAACCCACAGUAUUUAGUUUAUGUUUAAAAUUUAUUAAGGUGCAUAAUGCUAUAAAAUGAAGCUACUCUUUAAUUCAGUUGCAUGUCCAGUUUAACUACUAUAAGUUACUUUAAUUUAACUAAGAGUUAAGUCCUUUUAAAUUCCUGAAAAUCAUUUGUAUAUGGACAUUAUGGAGAAAUUUGGGUAAGCUUUGUAAAACUAGCAUAGCGAGGUCAGGCGUCUGACUGCAGUUCAGUGUGUUGGACAGUUUGACGGAUCAAAG
Clarias gariepinus (North African catfish) is the source of this 1088-nucleotide messenger RNA. RefSeq names its product T-cell surface glycoprotein CD3 delta chain-like. Bases 131 to 649 code for a protein of 172 amino acids. Gene Ontology annotation, biological process: cell surface receptor signaling pathway; positive thymic T cell selection. Lineage: Eukaryota; Metazoa; Chordata; Actinopteri; Siluriformes; Clariidae. Gene Ontology annotation, cellular component: external side of plasma membrane; alpha-beta T cell receptor complex. The transcript has 6 exons. The record is from RefSeq and is a predicted model, not a curated record. Gene Ontology annotation, molecular function: transmembrane signaling receptor activity.